CUUGUUACAGCGCCAGCCGCCAUCGUGCCAGUGUGAUUGGUACCUCAGUACAAGGCGUUAUUCCGUAAAAUACAAUAGGUGUUUUAAUUAUAUUUUAGCUUACUAAUUAACGUUAAUUAGUAAUUAAAUGUCAAGUCCAGAAGAGUGCAAACUUAAGGGUGGACAUCCUCCUGCAGUAAAAGCAGGCGGAAUGAGAAUCACCCAACACAAAACACCGAAAGAAGAUCGGGAAAUAAAACCACUUAAGGAUGUGGAUGAAAGUAAACCAUCGAGUAGUCCACCUAAAACUCUGAUGAUUAGUGGAGUUCCUGCAAAAGGAAAUGCAGACUUUCCUCCAGAAGCUGUACAAGUCUUCCAUGAAAAACCUGUACCAACUCAUGAUGCACGUCCAGCUCAUUGUACACGUCCCAUCAUUAUUCACCAGCCAAGGAAGUGAAUGAUGUGCUUAUUGUUUACCAAAUAUAGGCUAUUGGAAAAAAAUAGCCUAUAUACUUAUUCAUUGAAUAAAAAAAAAAAAAGGAAAAAAAAAAGAAAGAAUGAAUGAUAAUAAAUAUCUAUAUGUGUACUUAAAAGUUUCUUGGGAUAUAGACUUUAUGUAUUUGCAAAUUUCUAAACAUAUUGUUCUUCAUCCAAGAAGCUUUGAUUUCAUACGAUAUGAAACAGAGUACCUCACGAGAGUUUAUUACUGUUAUUAAAAAAAAAAAAAAAGAA
Molecule: messenger RNA, 711 nt
Organism: Apis cerana (Asiatic honeybee)
Lineage: Eukaryota; Metazoa; Arthropoda; Insecta; Hymenoptera; Apidae
Product: death-associated protein 1
Biological process (GO): cellular response to amino acid starvation; apoptotic signaling pathway; negative regulation of autophagy
Molecular function (GO): death domain binding
Source: RefSeq, a predicted model, not a curated record